Molecule: messenger RNA, 1925 nt
Organism: Carya illinoinensis
Lineage: Eukaryota; Viridiplantae; Streptophyta; Magnoliopsida; Fagales; Juglandaceae
Product: TOM1-like protein 3
Exons: 10
Coding region: 171-1712 (513 amino acids)
Biological process (GO): protein transport to vacuole involved in ubiquitin-dependent protein catabolic process via the multivesicular body sorting pathway
Molecular function (GO): ubiquitin binding; phosphatidylinositol binding
Source: RefSeq, a predicted model, not a curated record
CAAGCCCACCACCACCCCCAGAAGAGAGAGGCACAAUAAAACCGGUUCGUAAACUCAUUCUCUUUCUCUAUUAUUGACCCAUUGCAUAUUGAUAUCAUCGGAAUCCCUUUUGAUUUUCUUCUUCUCGUGGGCUUUGACAGGAAUUUGGAGGACAAAGGAGUUGUCUCGACAUGGCUAGUAAUGCUGCAGCCUGUGCUGAGAGGGCAACGAGCGACAUGUUGAUUGGUCCGGACUGGGCAAUAAACAUUGAGUUGUGCGAUAUUAUUAACAUGGAUCCUGGGCAAGCAAAGGAGGCCCUGAAGAUACUCAAGAAGCGACUAGCCAGCAAAAAUCCUAAGAUUCAACUUCUGGCUCUUUUUGCAUUGGAGGCGCUCAGCAAAAAUUGUGGCGAGAAUGUAUUUCAGCAGAUCAUUGAGCGUGAUAUCUUACAUGAAAUGGUUAAGAUAGUAAAGAAGAAGCCAGACUUGAAUGUGAGGGAAAAGAUACUAAUUUUAAUAGAUGCGUGGCAAGAAGCUUUUGGUGGACCAAGAGGAAGGUAUCCCCAAUAUUAUGCGGCAUACACUGAACUGCAGGCUGCUGGAGUUGAAUUUCCACCCCGAGAAGAGAACAGUGUACCAUUGUUUACUCCACCCCAAAGCCAGCCAAUAGUUCAUCAUGCCUCUGCAUAUGAGGAUGCUGCUAUUCAGGCCUCUCUACAGUCUGAUGCUUCUGGCCUCAGCUUGUUAGAGAUGCAAAAUGCUCAGGGACUGGCUGAUGUGUUAAAUGAUAUGCUUGGUGCCUUGGAUCCCCGUAAACCUGAGCAGGGUGUGAAGCAAGAAGUGAUUGUUGACCUUGCUGAUCAGUGCCGUUCUUACCAACAUCGUGUCAUGCUUCUUGUGAAUAAUACAGUAGACGAGGAGCUUCUUUGUCAGGGAUUGGCAUUGAAUGAUAAUUUGCAGCGUGUACUUCGUCGACAUGAUGACAUAGCGAAAGGAGCCUCUAAUGUAGGAGUAAGAGAAACUGAAACACCGGUCGUGCCAUUUGUGCAUGUGAACCAUGAAGAUGAUGAGCCAGAAGAUGAUUUUACCCAGCUAGCUCAUAGGAAACCAGCCAUCUCAAGGACUGAACCAGUGCGAGUCAAUCCGGUUCUCCCUCCUCCACCCUCAUCAAAGAAGCCCAUUGCCACAGAUUCUGGCAUGAUUGAUUAUCUCAGUGGUGAUGUCUACAAAUCUGAUGAAUCCCGUCAAACAUCAGAAAGGACAUCUCUUGCAGCUCCAGAUCAAUAUAACAGAACUUCCACCCCACCAUUGGCUCCUACACUCUCUUCUCCCUCUCCAAAUGACACAGUUAAUCCCACCGCAUCAAUGCCUAUGUUUACUGGACGGCCUGCAUAUGAUGCACCAGCUUCCUUGAGCAAAUCUGCAGAUCCAUUGCCUCCCGCUCCUUGGGAUGCUCAGUCUCCUGGCUCUCUUCCACCCCCACCUUCCAAGUAUAAUCAGAGACAACAAUUUUUCGAACAACAAACUUAUUCUGGUGGUGCGUCUCAUUCAAGCGGAUCUGGUUCCUCUUAUGACAGCUUAGUGGGACAUACUCAGAAUCUCUCUCUUAAUCCAUCUGCUCCACCCAAACCAGCUAAUCCAGAAGAUGCUCUUUUCAAAGAUCUGGUUGAUUUCGCGAAAGCCAAAUCUUCUUCUUCUUCUUCCUCCUCCUCCAAGCCCAAUCGAUCCUUUUGAACCAUUGGAGUGUGGAUUAUAUGUGAUGGUACAGCGUAUGAAUAUUGUUCUUUUUUUUUCAGGUUUUGCAUCAGAUCAUGAGAUUACUUCUUGUUAAAUAAUUGUUAGGGACUUUGGAUUACGGUUUGUCUAUGAUGUUCAGCUGGUUUAUUUCGAGAUGAACUGCUUAUUGCACAUAUGCGCAUAUAUUGAUGUACCAUAUUUGUUCUUUAA